Molecule: messenger RNA, 2459 nt
Organism: Paramuricea clavata
Lineage: Eukaryota; Metazoa; Cnidaria; Anthozoa; Malacalcyonacea; Plexauridae
Source: the annotation of a GenBank genome assembly
AUGGUGAAGAGAUGUGCUUGGGGAACAUGCAAAAGCGAUUCGAGGUAUCCAGCACGCUUAGAAAAGGACAAUGGGACUUCAGUAUCGUUCUACAGUUUCCCAAGUGAGAAGAGAUCUAAGGAAAGAAGGCAAAUUUGGAUCAAUGCAUGUUGUCGAGGCGACAAAUUCGUCUGUCGGAAGGACAGCUAUAUAUGCGGUUUUCAUUUUAUUGGCGAAAAUGGACCCACAGCUGAUUAUCCUGAUCCGAUACCAGCUACAGCUGAUGGGAAUAAAGUAAGUUAUAUUUUAUAAUCAAUAUAUUUGCUUUUCUACUAAUGACCUGCACAUGGGGUAUUCAAUAAUAUGUUUUGACUUUUGUUUUAUAUUUUAUACAGAUCGAACGUUUACGACGAAAAAGGAAGCCACCAAAACCUCGACAUACUCACGGCAAAGUGGGCAAACGUUUUAAAAAAAUGUUUGAAAUGUCCACAACAGAAGGUUUACAUUCACCUAGUGAAAGCUUUCCCCAUGCGCAGCCGGAAAGCCUGGCACAAAACGACGUUGAGAACAAUAUUAAUGGUCCUGACUCACACAGCUUUGCUACAGCUAUAAAUCAGCGUCCAGGCUCACAUAAAAUUGAAGUUGUUUCAAGCGAAAGCUCUUCAGAUGAAAAGAUUGUUAAAACUGACGUGGGAAAAGCGGACAUGGUAAGUAUUAUACAUACAUGGUCCAAAAAUUGUCAGUUCCCUUGAACCCAAAUGUUAUCUAGUGCAGCUGUAGAUUUAAAACUGUGAAUGGUAAUAAGAUAUAUAUCUAUGUUUGCCGGUAUGUAAUGGCUUCAACCAGUAAACAAUGGUUAUUGCCUUUUCUUGCAAUCUUUUGAGCUAAUGUGCCUUAUUAUUGUGCAGCCCAUGUGUAUCACUAUCAUGUAACUCUAUAUGCAAUCAUAGUUCACAGGUGUAAUUUAUUUGAUUUUGAUAGUUCCAAAGUGAAUCUGAAGACAAUACCAAUAGGCACUUUUUCAACAACCAACCUGCUUUGCCAAGUGAUGGAUUUAAAGGUGGCAGUGUUAUCAUGAAGACAUCAUUUAUUCAGAAAAUAACUGACCCAAAAAAAUGUGUCCAUUAUACAGGUACGUGCAACCACACAUACCCCUCUACAAAUGAAACUAGGGAAGUUGGAAACAUUUGAGGGGAGGGGGGUAAAUAGAGAGAGAGCACGGUAAAUGAAAAACCCUUUCACAUUUUGACACUCACGACUGUUUACUUUUUUGUUACGUAGGGUUAAACCUUGAAGUAUUGAAAGCUUUGUAUGAUCUUAUCAAGGAGAAAGCAAACAAAUUAUAUAUGUGGAAAGGAGUAAAAUGGACAAGACUUAAAAAUGCUCAACCUGGACAUUUGAAGGUCAUUGGCAUUUCAUGAAAGUUACUUUGAUAGCAUAUUUCUAAAAUUCUUAUUCAUGAAAAGUUGUUUUUAAGGUUUAUUGCAAGUUAGUGUAUGAAAAAUUACUAAGAUGCACACUAACUUGGUUUAUUUGCCAACUAGCAAUACUAUUUAAGGAUUCUGUCCAUCACAAUAUUCAGUUCUAAGCUGCAUUUUUUUUAUUUUUAGAACAAGUACAACUUAAGAAAACUAACCACCUGGGAACAACUUCUCUUGACUUUGGUGAGGCUAAGAAGAAAUCCAAGCAUGAUUAUGUUAGGAGACUUGUUUGAUAUUGCCCCUGGAACAGCCAGCCGAAUUUUCAUAACUUGGAUACUAUUUUUAGCAAAGGAGUUGUCUUUUUUGUUAUCAUUUCCAACAGUGGCUGAAAUAAAUGACAUUCAAAUUCCAGCAUCUUUGAGGGGAUUUGCAAACUUGAGAGGAAUAAUUGAUUGUACCGAAUUUUAUAUUGAAAAGCCUACCCGGAUCUCGAGCCAAAGGUCGACAUACAGUACCUAUAAAUCUAGGAAUACAUUCAAGCUGUUUAUAUCAAUAUCACCUGUCCCUCAUAUUAACUUUGUAUCAAAUCUGUACAGUGGAAGCAUUAGUGAUAAGCAGCUUACAAAAGAAUGUGGUUUUAUAGAACAGUUAAAUCCUGGUGACGUCAUUAUGGCUGAUAAAGGUUUUAAUGUGCAAGAUAUUUUUGCAUUAAAAUAUGUCCGUCUGCUUGCUCCACCGAUUAUGAGCAAGGGCAAGGUCUCGGCAAAGGCAACAACUAUGACAAGACGAAUAGCUAAAUCACGUGUCCAUGUUGAGCGAAUGAUUAGGAAGUUGAAAUGCUUUCAACUAAUUCGUGGGGUCAUACCACUCACUUUAAAACCAUAUGCAAGCUCUAUCAUCCGAGUGUGUGCUUGUCUUGUCAACUUGAGUCCAACCAUUAUUGAUCAUGAUAGUGAUUCUGAUAGCGAAGAAUGGGACAGUGAAAAUUAUGACCAAGGUGGCAAUGACUACUCACAAGAGAGUGAUGACAAUGACAGAACUUUGAAUUCUUUUCAUUGA